AUGUUGAUAUCAAGACCCAUUCUCGCGCGCUACGCCGGCAUCGCCAUCAUACUCAUCGCCCUGAUUCUCCUGGCGUUUCGCGUGCCGCGGCUCGUCAAUUCUCACCUUUACGACCUCUCUUAUGGAACAUAUUUCCAGCGACAAUUCCAAGUCUUUGCGCUCACAGCUUCAUGUGGCCGCUUUACCCCCGAUGUAGCGGCGCAUUUCGACUAUGACUCCCUGACUCUCGUCCCAAACCAGCAAGAUAUCGCAGAAUGUGCCGCUUUGAACCGUAAGCAGCUCGCCUUGAGUGCUACCAGAGACGACCCCAGCGCAAGCAAAGACGACCUCUUCCGGGAGAAAUACGCACAAGUCCUCGACGCCUGCACCAGCGGCACCAAAGCAAAAUGUUUGAUUCUCGAAGACGACAUCGUCUUCCUGCAUACUCCGCAGCGAACGCGCGAGAUUCUCGUUGAAAAUACGAUUCCACUCUUCAACGAUGGAGAAAUCGAUGCGUUUGAUUGCACGAAGAGGGGAUUUGGAUGGUUGUCUAGUACGACUACAGGGAUGGGAAGCCAGUGCCGCGUUUAUAGUAAGCAUUCGGCGCCUUGCAUGAGUCAGUGCUUGAGGGAUCAGAAGAAGGGCUCGCAGCUCGAUACUGGGCUUGCGAAUUGUCAGGUGCGGUGUAAGUUGAAUCAGAAGAGGUUUUUGCUGGUUGUUCAUGGGGGGUUAUCGUCUACCAUGGAGAGGCCAGGAGCGUGA
Molecule: messenger RNA, 741 nt
Organism: Aspergillus calidoustus
Lineage: Eukaryota; Fungi; Ascomycota; Eurotiomycetes; Eurotiales; Aspergillaceae
Source: the annotation of a GenBank genome assembly